AUGAGAGAUAUACAUACGGAUCAUAGCUGUAAUUCGCCAAGAACGCCAAAUUUUCGGCAAAGAAGACGCUCAAAUGAGAUUCCUGCGGAGAUAAACAAAUCAAAUGGAAACUUUUUACUGGUGGAUGAUAAAUUUAAAUACAGAUCAAUGUGGAUUCGUGCAUACUCAUCUAUGUGGAUGUUAGCUAGUGUCUCACUAAUCGUAUACUUAGGUCAUCUUUACAUCUGGGCCAUGGUAGUUAUUAUCCAAAUAUUUAUGGCCAGUGAGCUCUUCAAUCUACUUAUAAGAGCAACUCAAGAUAGACGUCUCCCUAAGUUUAAGCUCUUGAACUGGCAUUUUUUCUUCACAGCAAUGCUAUUCGUAUAUGGCCGUAUUCUCAGUAAACAACUUGUGAAUACAGUGACCUCAGACAAAUUCUUGUUUAGACUUGUGUGCAACCUGAUCAAGUAUCAGAUGGUUAUAUGUUACUUUUUAUACAUUGCAGGUUUUGUAUGGUUUAUUCUUUCAUUGAAGAAGAGAUAUUACAAGUAUCAGUUUGGCCAAUAUGCAUGGACACAUAUGAUACUAAUUGUUGUAUUUACCCAGUCUGCGUUCACUGUAGCCAACAUAUUUGAAGGGAUAUUCUGGUUUCUUUUCCCUGCAUCUCUUAUUGCUAUAAAUGAUGUUGGCGCAUAUUUCUUCGGCUUCUAUUUUGGGAGAACACCGUUGAUCAAGCUUUCUCCAAAGAAAACAUGGGAAGGUUUCAUUGGAGCAUCUGUCGCCACUAUGAUUGCUGCAUUUACAUUUGCAAACUUCUUGGCUCGCUUCCAGUGGCUAACAUGUCCAAGGAAGGAUUUAUCAACUGGUUGGCUUCAGUGUGAUCCUGACCCAAUUUUUAAGCCAGAGUAUAUUCCAUUGCCAGGGUUGAUUUCUCAUUGGCUUCCUUGGAAAGAGAUAGCAGUUUUGCCAGUACAGUGGCACGCCUUGUGGAUGGGACUAUUUGCGUCAAUCAUAGCACCAUUUGGAGGGUUUUUUGCCAGUGGAUUCAAAAGAGCUUUUAAAAUCAAAGAUUUCGGUGACAGUAUACCUGGACAUGGUGGAUUUACAGACAGAAUGGACUGCCAGAUGGUAAUGGCUGUUUUUGUCUACAUUUACCAUCAAUCAUUUGUUGUCGCCGAAGACUAUUCAGUUGAAACGCUUUUGGACCAGAUAAUGAGGAAUCUUGGUUCAGAGGAGCAGCUAGCUCUCUACGCAAAACUCGGGCAGAUAUUGCAAGAAAGGCGUUUAUGA
Molecule: messenger RNA, 1269 nt
Organism: Sphenostylis stenocarpa
Lineage: Eukaryota; Viridiplantae; Streptophyta; Magnoliopsida; Fabales; Fabaceae
Source: the annotation of a GenBank genome assembly